Messenger RNA from Naumovozyma dairenensis CBS 421, 2118 nucleotides. RefSeq names its product DNA-directed DNA polymerase alpha subunit POL12 (gene POL12). Gene Ontology annotation, molecular function: DNA binding. Bases 1 to 2118 code for a protein of 705 amino acids. Gene Ontology annotation, biological process: DNA replication; DNA replication initiation. The transcript has a single exon. Lineage: Eukaryota; Fungi; Ascomycota; Saccharomycetes; Saccharomycetales; Saccharomycetaceae. Gene Ontology annotation, cellular component: alpha DNA polymerase:primase complex. The record is from RefSeq and is a predicted model, not a curated record.
AUGAGUUCUUUUGUCUCCAAUUUUGGUCCCGAAGUUGAUAAACCGGAGAUCCUCACAAUUUUGGAGAAUCUCUCAAAGAUCCAUGCCAUAUCUGCGGAAGAUCUAUACAUCAAAUGGGAACAAUUCUCUAUAGGGAAGAAUGAAACCCAUACUGAAUAUUCAUUAAGAAAUCUCGAUCAAUUUAAACAAUUUUUACAGCAACAAGUAGAAAAACAUGCUAAAUCAAUCUCAUCUCCAAUUAUUAAGAAUAAAAGUAACAAUCCAUCAUCAUCACUCAAGAAGCCUAGAUCUCUCAGACCUUUGAAUGCUAGUCCAAUGUUUGGUAUUCCACUAAAUUCCAGCCCAAGGACUCCGCUUUUAAAGAAACGUAAAUUAGCUAGUGCUAAUCAAACUAAUUUGAAUGGGAAUACUCCUAAUGGUGCCAAGCUGGAAUUCAAUAACGGUAAUGAUAGUAAUUCAGAUAUUAAAAUGGAGCAGGAACAAGGAUCAGAACGUCCACCGGCAUCUGAUAUAAUUGAUAAUGAAACAUCUACGGUAUCUGUGAAAUCUGAAAUAACAUUUGACUCGGCUAAUACAAGUGCUAUUAAUAAUAUGUCAAAUGUAAAAAUCGAACCUGGAGAGGAUACUUUUGGGAAAAUACUAGAUUCAUUAAAUCCGGAGAAUAUGGAUGUAUCAACAGGGUUAAAUUUAAAUAUUUUAAAAGGAUUAGAAAGUAAUAGUGACAAGAACAGGGAAAAUAAAGUCAAAAUUGCACCAUUUUAUGAUCCGCAAAAGUAUAAAUUUAGAACAAUGAGGCAGAAUUUAAUAGAUGCAUCCGAUGUGUUAGAUGAACAAAUUGAAAUUUUCACAAAAAUCAUUCAAGAACACUAUAACUUAUCACCAAAUCAAUUCAGCGAUCCAACGAUUCAAUCACAAUCUGAAAUUUAUACUGUCGGUAGAAUUGUUCCUGAUUCUCCAACAUUUGAAGGUAGAUUAAAUACUGAAUCUAUCGCGUUAGAAACAUCGAGAAUCUUGGGGAUAGGUAGAAGAGUUAGGUUGGAUUUAUCAAACAUCAAAGAACUAUCAUUAUUCUGCGGCCAAAUAGUAGGACUGAGGGGGAAAAAUGCCAAUAAUGAAAAUUUCUUAGUAGAUGAAAUCUUAUCAUUACCAUACCCAGAUGCUCCUGUAUCCACUGAAGAAGAAAUCAAAGGAUUUCAAGAAAAUUUUAAUAAUGAAACUAUGAAAGUUAUUGUAACGAGCGGACCAUAUUUUUCUGAGACUAAUAUCGAUAUGACUCCACUAAUUGACUUCGUUGAUAAAAUAAAUAAUCAAGUGAAACCUCAUGUGGUAAUAAUGUUUGGACCAUUUAUUGAUUUAACCAAUCCCCUUAUUUCCAGUGGUAGCAUACCAACUUUCCCCAACUUGAAAAUUCAACCAAAGACUUUAGAUGAGUUAUUCACCAAAGUGAUGACCCCCAUUUUGAAAACAAUCAAUUCACAAAUUCAAGUGAUACUAAUACCAUGUACAAGAGAUGCAUUAAGUCAACAUGCAUCAUAUCCGCAGGAUUCAUUCGAUAGGAAACAAUUACAGUUACCGAAGAAUUUCAAAUGUUUCACCAACCCAUCCACAUUCCAAUUAAACGAAACUUUCUUCGGUUGUUCUAAUGUUGAUAUUUUCAAAGAUUUAAAAGAAGUAACUAAAGGUGGUGAGACAUCAUCAAGGAAUAGAUUUGAUAGGAUAUCAGAACAUAUCUUACAACAACGUCGAUAUUAUCCAAUUUUCCCAGGUGGCACGAGGAAUGUUAAAAUUGAUAAAGAGAAGAAAAUAUUCAAACAUAUAGCUGGUGCAGACUUAGAAGUACCAUACCUUGGAUUGACUGAAUUUGUUGGGAAUGUUACUCCUGAUGUGAUGAUUUUUCCAAGUGAAAUGCCAAGAUUUGCCAGAGUUAUUCAAAAUGUCAUAAUGAUUAAUCCAGGUAGGUUUAUAAAGCAGAAGGGUGGGAAAGGUACCUUUGCACAAAUUACGAUAACGAAACCAAGCUUAGAAGAUGAUAAAUUGACUAAAAUGGAGAAUGAUGAUGAGUCUGUGUAUCUUCAUAAUGUGUGGAAACGUGCAAGAGUAGACUUAGUAAGUACAUGA